UUUUAACCUAUUUGGAUGUCCAGUGUUUCUCAUCUAGUGACUUUUCGACAAAUCCUGUUUUCGUUCCAUUUAUCACAUGAAACUAUGGCUAUAAAACUUUUCAUGACGGUAGUAUGUCCCGGUUCUAGAGCGAUUUUAGCUUGUGCAAGACUUUUAAACGUAGAAGUAGAAAUGAUGAUGGUGGACAUUGUUAAUGGAGAAGUCACAACUCAGGAGUUCAUCGCGUCUUCCUUUUCAGGUGAGUCCGCAUUACACAGUUCCAGUUCUAGAUGACGAUGGAUUUUUGCUUUACGACAGUAACUCGAUAAUGGCAUAUCUAGUGACGAAAUAUAGUGAGAGCCGCUCUAUGUACCCAGACAAUGUUUAUGAGAGAGCCAUGGUAGAUCAGAAACUAUUUUUUGAAUCAGGAUUUUUAUUCGCGACACAUGUUAGAGUAGCUAUGUCAAUAUAUUAUAAUCACGAGGAUACCCUCUUAAUUGAAAGACCGAGACUGAUAGAAGCGUUCAACACUAUUGAAGGCUUCCUCGAAAAUCAUUUAUUCGUUGCUGGAAACCGUAUGACAAUCGCGGAUAUCAGCAUUUACACAACCCUGUCGAAUGUGAUGACAUACGAACAACUGAAUCUUGAUGAGUAUCCAAAUAUUGCCAGUUGGCUGGAAAGGAUGGACGACUUACCGAUUCGGGAAGAAAAUGAUGAGGGACGUGAAAUUUCAACGUCGCUGUUCAGCUAUGAAUAUAUUUCUGAUAACUCGUUCGGGUCCAGCGAUUGGUAAGGCUUGGGAAGAGUCUAGAUUAGGCGCAGCUAUAGAUCAACUGGAACUGUUUCUUUUAUCAAGUGCUUUUGUGGCUGGUGAUAAUGUAACAAUCGCGGAUAUCUGUAUUUGGACGACCUUAGCAAAUGUUAUGAGUUAUCGUGUCAUGAAUCCCAUCAUGUAUCCAAAUAUCACGAAGUGGCUUGGGAAGAUGAAUGCAAUACCUUUUGCUGAAAAUAACAGUUUGCGGUGAACUAAUGAUUGAAAAUGAUUCAAGGGUUAUCUAUCAUACAACGUAGAAACUCUGCUUAUCCAAUUUAUUGCAUCAAAUCUUUUUUCAUUAAAAAUCAAUACAAUGAAAUAAAUGUGCUGUAGUGUAAAUAUAAUCCAAUUAUUUUUGUUACUUUUAGAUUUUGUAUUCGUCCGUUUCGUCCUGAUUAUUUUUUAUACAAUAUUCACUGUUUAUUUAUUCAAAAAUGUUUUGUAAAUUGUGAAGUUUUAUAUGUUAGCUCUAAGAACAAUUAUUCCAUGAAAAACUUGAUUAGAAAACUAUACCUGCUCUUAGAAAAUACAUUACCUGUACUAGUAAGUCAAAAUAAACAUAUACUUUUAGA
Messenger RNA from Leptinotarsa decemlineata (Colorado potato beetle), 1365 nucleotides. Its product is annotated as glutathione S-transferase D7. The record is from RefSeq and is a predicted model, not a curated record. Lineage: Eukaryota; Metazoa; Arthropoda; Insecta; Coleoptera; Chrysomelidae. Gene Ontology annotation, molecular function: glutathione transferase activity. Gene Ontology annotation, biological process: glutathione metabolic process.